This is a messenger RNA of Papaver somniferum (opium poppy), 1726 nucleotides long. RefSeq names its product extensin-like. The transcript has a single exon. NCBI's taxonomy places the organism in Eukaryota, Viridiplantae, Streptophyta, Magnoliopsida, Ranunculales, Papaveraceae. The record is from RefSeq and is a predicted model, not a curated record. The coding region runs from base 45 to 1469 and encodes 474 amino acids. Gene Ontology annotation, molecular function: structural constituent of cell wall. Gene Ontology annotation, biological process: plant-type cell wall organization.
CAAUAAGAUCAUAACACAAGACAACCCAUUAGGAAGAAAAGAAAAUGGCAAGAAGAGCAGGAGCCUCAAUGGCUUCGUUCACCACAUUUUUGGUGGUACUCAUAUCUCUCAGUCUUCCAUUCCAAACCAUAGCAGAUGUUUACUAUUACAGCUCACCACCACCCCCGACUCCUGUGUACAAGUAUGCGUCGCCGCCGCCGCCUACUCCCGUAUACAAGUACAAGUCACCACCACCACCAACUCAUGUAUACAAAUACAAAUCACCACCUCCACCUACUCACGUAUACAAAUACAAAUCACCUCCACCUCCUACUCCCGUAUACAAGCACAAAUCUCCACCACCACCUAUCCCUGUAUACAAAUACAAAUCACCUCCACCUCCUACUCCCGUAUACAAGUACAAAUCUCCACCACCACCUACCCAUGUAUACAAAUACAAAUCACCUCCACCUCCUACUCCCGUGUACAAGUACAAAUCUCCACCACCUCCUACUCCCGUGUACAAGUACAAGUCACCACCACCACCCACCCCAGUGUACAAGUACAAGUCACCUCCUCCACCUACUCCCGUAUAUAAGUACAAGUCACCACCACCACCAACCCCUGUAUACAAAUACAAAUCACCUCCUCCUCCUACUCAUGUAUACAAGUACAAGUCACCGCCACCUCCAACCCCAACCCCUGUAUACAAAUACAAAUCACCUCCACCUCCUACUCCCGUAUACAAGUAUAAAUCUCCACCACCACCUACCCCCGUGUACAAAUACAAAUCACCUCCUCCUCCUACUCCCGUGUACAAGUACAAAUCACCACCACCACCUACCCCCGUAUACAAGUACAAGUCACCACCACCGCCCACCCCAGUGUACAAGUACAAAUCACCACCACCACCUACCCCAGUGUACAAAUACAAGUCACCACCACCACCUACCCCAGUGUACAAAUACAAGUCACCACCACCUCCUGUUUACAAGUACAAAUCCCCUACACCACCUACCCCAGUGUAUAAGUAUAAAUCUCCACCACCACCGGCCACCCCAUUCUAUAAGUAUAAAUCUCCACCACCACCCACCCCUGUCUAUAAGUACAAAUCCCCACCACCACCUACUCCUAUCUACAAAUACAAGUCUCCACCACCUCCUACUCCAAUCUACAAGUACAAAUCGCCUCCACCACCUACCCCAGUUUACAAGUACAAAUCACCACCACCACCUCCCCCAGUCUAUAAGUAUAAGUCACCACCACCUCCUACUCCGAUAUACAAGCCCGCUCCCCAUCCAGUUUACAAACACAAAUCACCUCCACCACCUACCCCGGUAUACAAGUAUAAGUCACCACCACCUCCUACUCCAGUACAUAAGCCGGCUCCUCAUCCAGUGUACAAGUACAAAUCCCCACCACCACCUACUCCUGUCCACAAGCCCACCCCAGUUUACCUAUAUGCAUCACCUCCUCCUCCCCAUUAUUGAUGAAUUACCUAAAUUUCCACUCGGUUUCAUCCCUGUAUUUCCCUAUUUGUACUUCAAUAAGAGAGUAAAGCAUCUCCAUAUCGAUUUUGUGUACAAGAAGGAAAGAACCACAGAUGGUGGAUUUCAUUAUUCUUCUGUUUUCUAUUUUUUAUUAGUAAUCCUUGCGCGAGUCUGUAAACUUCAAAUGCAUUCCCACGUAAGAGCACCAAUGUAUUCUCAUAAUUAUAUACUUUCUCAAUAAACUUACUUUCUCCCAA